AACCAAAUAAAAAUAAACCCGAUUUCAAAAAUAUUCAGUGCUGAAAAAUUCAGUAAAGCUGGUGUUAAUUAGUGUGUUUUUGCCGAAGUGAAGUUGGCUGCGAUUUAUACCACUUCCUUUUCCGUGUUAGCUGUGAGAGAAAAAACAUGCCGCUAGCAAAAGAUCUUCUGCACCCUCUGCCCGCUGAGGAGAAGCGCAAGCACAAGCUGAAGCGCCUGGUCCAGCACCCCAACUCGUACUUCAUGGACGUGAAGUGCCCCGGCUGCUACAGGAUCACCACCGUCUUCAGCCACGCCCAGGGCGUUGUGGUCUGCGCCGGUUGCGCCACCAUUCUGUGCCAGCCUACUGGAGGACGCGCUAAGCUGACAGAAGGCUGCUCGUUCCGCAGGAAGCCGCAGUAAAAUGGGACUCGCGAUGAACCACAAAUUAUUAAUUUUUUAAUAAAAUCUAAAACGUAAAGAUACCACAGAA
This is a messenger RNA of Drosophila ananassae, 471 nucleotides long. RefSeq names its product 40S ribosomal protein S27 (gene RpS27). The coding region runs from base 147 to 401 and encodes 84 amino acids. The record is from RefSeq and is a predicted model, not a curated record. The transcript is spliced from 3 exons. Gene Ontology annotation, biological process: translation; ribosomal small subunit assembly. NCBI's taxonomy places the organism in Eukaryota, Metazoa, Arthropoda, Insecta, Diptera, Drosophilidae. Gene Ontology annotation, cellular component: ribosome; cytosolic small ribosomal subunit. Gene Ontology annotation, molecular function: RNA binding; structural constituent of ribosome.